Molecule: messenger RNA, 1790 nt
Organism: Andrographis paniculata
Lineage: Eukaryota; Viridiplantae; Streptophyta; Magnoliopsida; Lamiales; Acanthaceae
Product: alpha-1,3-arabinosyltransferase XAT2-like
Exons: 3
Coding region: 153-1616 (487 amino acids)
Molecular function (GO): glycosyltransferase activity
Source: RefSeq, a predicted model, not a curated record
GCAUAGCCUAUUCAUAUUACUACAUUGCAAGAAUCAAUAUUGUUGUGCUGGUGUUGUUGCCUCUGUCUCGGUCCUGAGAGAGAGAGAGAGAGAGAGAGAGAGAGAGGAUCAUCGAUCAUAGAUCAUUGACGAUAUAUCAUCGAUCAUUGAUCAUGAAGACAGCGAUAAUAUUUGCGAGGAGUUUCAGUGGGAAUGAUCAGAAAAGGAUGGGACGCGGAGCACUGGUCGCCUGCUGCUGCGUCAUUGCAUUCACCCUUUGCACGCUCGUCUACGGCCCCUUACCUGCUGCUUCUCCUGCUGCAGUGAAAUUGGUGCAAUCAAUCCCGGCAGCAGAUCUCAAAAUUUUGCAGAGCAGGGAAGAAAUAAGCCAACCAAAUAUCUGGCCAGCUGGUGGCUUGAAUGACAAGCUGCAGCCGGCAAUCAUUCGGAAUUUGAGCAGCAGGAGAUCACAAGUAUACGAAUUAAACGGUGACGUCAGAAUCCAUGGCCGCCGUCCAUCCACCAUUUUCCUAUUUUCGGGCGACAUGGCGACUACUGCCACCGCCGGGUGGAUCACUACUAAGCCUUACGCACGCAAUCCUGAUCCGAUCGCGAUGCGAAAAGUCACUGGGCUCAAACUAAUAAUCCAUGCUCAAUCCGGUCCUGAUGCCGCAGAGCUUCGCUGCUCCCGCAAUUUCAGCCUCCCUGCCAUAGUCUUCUCCUCCGGCGGCUACGCGGGCAACCCCUUUCAUGAUUUCUCCGACGUCCUCAUCCCACUCUUCUUGACUGCUCAACAAUUCAAUCGGGAGGUGGUCUUUCUGGUGGCUGAUAGGCGUCCGUGGUGGACUAACAAGUACAAACUCAUCCUGGAGAAGCUCUCCGCAUACGACGUGGUAGACAUGGCAGCAGCAGCAGCAGCAGAAGAAGUGAUGUGUUUCCCACGAAUGAUCGUUGGCCUCAGAGCGCACAAGGAGCUGAGCCUCGAUCCCUCCGAACCCCCGCAUUAUUCGGCCAGAGACCUAACGGAUUUCCUGCGGAGCACCUACUCCCUGCACAGGCAGGAGCUGGUGGUGCCUCCGGGGCCCGGAGGGUGCACGAGGAGACCGCGCUUGCUGAUCGUGUCCAGGAAGAAGACCCGGCGCCUGAUGAACGCGGGCGAAGUCGCGGAGCAGGCGCGGAGGUUGGGGUUUGAGGCGGUGGUGAGCGAAAUGGAGGGGCGGGUGUCGGGGGUUGCGCGGCUGGUGAACGCGUUCGAUGUGAUGGUGGGGGUGCACGGAGCCGGCCUCACCAACAUGCUCUUCCUCCCCGCGAACGCGGUCGUGAUUCAGAUCGUGCCCAUCCGGGUGGAGAUCCUGGCCAGGCAUUACUUCCGGGGCCCUGCCGAGGACAUGGGGUUGAGGUAUAUGGAGUACCGGGUGCGGCCCAGCGAGAGCUCGCUGCCAGCGCCAUCAUCUGAGCAAAGCCGCAGCAAAUUGGAUGGCGGCGAUGGUGCUGCCGGUGCUGGUGCUGGUGCUGGUGGAUGGCACGGCUUUCGUGCCAUUUACCUGGAUGCCCAAGACAUACGCCUUGACGCGGCCAGGUUUAGGGAAACAGUACUAUCCAGGGCCUUGGAGCAUGUUUGUGGCGGCGGCGGUUAGUCACUAGUAACUAGCUGCCCUAGCAUAUCUCACAUUAAUUGUUUGGAUUUUAGUUAAUUUGAGUCGUGCAUAUAUGCUUGCGUUUGGUGUAUGUAUAGGAAGAACUAUGGAGAACUAAUAAUUAUUAAUCUUCAAGUGUUAAUUUAUAUACGAUGCAAAAUAUAUAUGAUGAUU